This is a messenger RNA of Nicotiana attenuata, 1185 nucleotides long. RefSeq lists its product as uncharacterized. The record is from RefSeq and is a predicted model, not a curated record. The transcript is spliced from 3 exons. Lineage: Eukaryota; Viridiplantae; Streptophyta; Magnoliopsida; Solanales; Solanaceae. The coding region runs from base 1 to 1185 and encodes 394 amino acids.
AUGAAGAGUUCAAACUCUAGUGACAUAAUAAAUCCUUAUUCAAUUUAUUCGUCAGACGAUGAAGAUGAAGAAGAACUGGAGGAAAUACAGAGGGAGCAAGAUGAGAAGGAAUGGACUGCUUUAUGUCAAAUAGCAGGUAAAUUGAUAUUGAUGUAUUACAAAAAAUACCUAUGCAAGGAACCUUGUCGUACAUCUAGUCGCUCCGGAAAUGCAUUUAUUCAAGAGAUAUUAAGAGGAAACGAGACUCAUUGUUAUGAAAAUUUUCGAUUGAGGAAGUCGGUGUUUGUUGAUCUAUCGAAUGACUUAACUGAAAAGUAUGGGCUUAAACCCACACGUGGAAUGUCUAUACACGAGAUGUUAGGCAUGUUCUUGAUGACUUGUGCACAUGGAGCUGGAAAUCGAUUGAUACAGGAAAUCUUUCAACAUUCGGGAGAAACAAUUCAUAGACACUUUCAUAGUGUUUUAAAGGCGAUUUGUGAGCUUGCAAGAGAUAUAAUUAGACCACAUCAAAAUUAUAAUGAUGGUACAGGAGCUCACAAGCCAUGUAAUGGUCGAUAUCUCCCUUUCUUUAGAGAUUGUAUUGGAGCACUUGAUGGAACACAUGUUAAAGCAAGAUUACCGCAAGGUCAAGAGAUACCAUAUAUUGGACGUAAAGGUUAUCCGACUCAAAAUAUUCUUGUUGUCGUAGAUUUUAAUAUGUGUUUUACAUUUGCAUGGGCUGGGUGGGAAGGAGCAGCUCACGAUAGUCGUAUAUUUGGUGAGGCCCUUCGUAGACCAGAACUAAACUUUCCACAUCCAAUUGGAAACAAGUAUUAUCUAGUUGAUGCAGGAUAUCCUCACAUGAAGGGAUAUAUGGCUCCAUACAAAGGAGAUAAUAGCGCACAUUUGGGGUUUGGAAAGCAAGAUGGUCUAUUUUUGCGAGACAUGCCUUUCUAUCACAUUGACACUCAAAGAGACAUCGUACUUGCUACCAUGGCCAUUCAUAACUAUAUUAGAAAGAAAUGCAAUAUGGAUGAUGCAUUCCGAGCAGCUGAGAAUGAGAGAUAUGUUCCAUCUGUUGAUCCUGAUGUUGGUACAUCUUUGAGAGCUAAUAACAAUAUAAAUGCGAAAAAUGUGGAAGAGCAAAGUGAUCUUGUUUGGAUGGGUCUUCGCGAUUUGAUUGCUAAUGAAAUUUGUGAAGCUUGA